This is a messenger RNA of Ilyonectria robusta, 1360 nucleotides long. RefSeq lists its product as uncharacterized. The transcript is spliced from 2 exons. Lineage: Eukaryota; Fungi; Ascomycota; Sordariomycetes; Hypocreales; Nectriaceae. The record is from RefSeq and is a predicted model, not a curated record. The coding region runs from base 161 to 1210 and encodes 349 amino acids.
GUCCAGCCAGUGUGAAUCAACGGCUGAUAUCCCGAAACCCGGUACCGGGUACCGCCAAGUCGUCGAAGUCAUGUCAACAACGAGAUCAGAUCAUACUUAAGCCAACGAUCAACGACUGCAACCCAAAGUGUAUAGAGUCACGCAAUAGCCUGACAUCGCCAUGUCGUCCCAAUCAACCCAAGGGGCGAACAGCACUUCAAUUCCCUCCACCCUACUUACAUCAGGACCUCCAUAUUUUCCCCUGUUUGCUAUUCUUGGCGAGCAUCCCACUGUCAAAGUUGAUGACCCUAUUGGUGCCAUCAUUCUGUUCUUCUUCAUCGUCGCCGCUAUCUUCAAUGUCACCAUUUACUUGCGCAACGCGUUCCGAUCACACCACUUCUUCACGUCGUUUUUGCUGUUUAUCUUUUGCAUGGCUCGCGUCAUUGCCAAUAUACUGCGCAUUUCCUGGGCCUCACGCCUGUACAACGUCAAAAUCAUCAUUGCCUACCAGGUAUUUCUCAACGCCGGAGUCGUGAUGCUCUUUGUCAUCAAUCUCUUUCUUACUCAACGCCUCUUUCGCGCCUACCACCCGCAUAUUGGAUGGAGCAAACCAAUGACGAUAGGUUUCAAGGUACUCUACGCCAGUAUCACUGCUGACAUCACCAUGGUCAUUGUCGCACUCGUGUACAGUUUCUUCACCCGCGAUCUUGCCAAGCUCUCCAAGGUGCGCGAUGUUCAACGGACUGGUGCCACAUACUUCGCCGUGGUUGCAUUUCUACCCUUACCUAUCACCGCCCUCUGCGUUUUACUUCCGCGCAAAGGUGACAUUGAAAAGUUUGGUCAAGGGCGAAUGCGCACGAAGGUGCGAUUGAUCGUCUUUGCAGCGGUGUUGCUGUCUAUAGGCGCUGGAUUCCGGGCUGGUAUCGCUCUAAUGGGGCCACGCCUCUCAACAAACCCAGCUUGGUACCAUCGCAAGGCCUGCUUCUAUGUUUUCACCUACGCAAUAGAGCUUGUCGUUGUUUACACAUACAUACUAUUCCGGAUAGACCGCCGCUUCCACGUUCCCGAUGGCAGCAGUGGUCCAGGUCAUUACUCGGCGAGCGUUGGAUCCACUACCUUCAAUCCCGAGCUCUCUAGUGUCAACACCGAGGUUCCGGUAACGGGGAAUGGGGAACAAUCACAGGCGAAGCAAGUGCGGAGUGAUGAGGAAUUAGAAUCGAAGGCGUGCUGAGGUUCGGAGCUUAAUGGCUAGACACUUGUGCUUUAUUAGUCCCAUACGGAACCUUUAGACCGGAUGAUAAAGAUGUUUCAGGUUCAAUGUUAUUUACCCGAAUCUGGAAGUCAACUUGUAUAAGUUGCGCCCGGAUUGCUUUCCCGCUUC